AUGGAGGUGGAGGAAAGGAACUUCAGAGUUUUAGGCAAAGCUGCAGAGCACAAGGAUGUGGCAAUGCUGUCGUGUCUUCUCUUUUGUAAUAGCACGGUUGAAUCAGAAGAUAACCAAGAACAGAAGCAGGUGCGCUUACCGGAAAGCAGCCUGACACCAUGGGAAGUGUGGUUUGUUGGCAAAGAAAAAGAAGAACGUGACCGUCUGCAGCAGAAAGCUCUAGAGGAAUUAAAUCAACAGGUAGAAAAAAGAAAAGAAAUGGAAGAACGUGAGAAAAGAAAGAUAAUUGCUGAAGAAAAGCACAAGGAAUGGGUUCAGAAAAAGAAUGAACAGAAAAGAAAAGAAAAAGAACAAAAAAUUAAUAAAGAAAUGGAGGAAAAAGCAGCAAAGCAACUGGAGAAAGAACAUUUGCACGAAAAAGCAAAGGAAAAAUAUCAAGAAUGGUUAAAGAAAAAAAAAGCUGAAGAAUGUGAGAAGAAGAAGAAAGAAAAGGAAAAAGAAAAACAACGGCAAGCUGAAUUACAGGAAAAAAAGGAAAUAGCAGAAAAAAAGUUUAAGGAAUGGUUGGAAAAUGCAAAAAAUAAACCUCGUCCAGCUGCGAAGAGCUAUGGUUAUGCCAAUGGAAAACUUACAGGUUUUUACAGUGGAAAUUCUUAUCCAGAACCAGCCUUUUAUAAUCCAAUUCCGUGGAAACCAAUUCAUAUGCCUCCUCCCAAAGAAGCUAAGGAUCUAUCCAGCAAGAAGACUCCAAGGCCUGUGCCCGGUCAACCGCGCAGGCCAUCGUCUCUGGUGGUUCGUAAAGCCAGAAACCAUCUUGGCCUUGGGACUCUGUGCAGAAUACAAAGAUAGUAGAUGUGGGAAAUUGCAUGGUUUUACCUGGAGCUAUUUAAUUUCAAAAUCAGAAAUCAUUUUUUACUGCUCAGUCCAUAGCUCAACAUUUGAUGGGGUUACUGACAACUUCAAAUUUUUGCAUUUGUAUGUGGAGUCCUUAGAGUUAAUUGUGGAAAGAAUUUUAUACAUUUUCAUUUUUAUAAAUGCCUCAGGUUGAUCUUGGCAUAUUGUUUCACAAGAUAAGUGACUGAAUAUCUAACAAUUGUGUUUGUAUUUAGCUUGUAUUAAGACUAUACUAUAAUACCAAUAAAACCAACAAUUUUUCUUGUGUUCUUUCAUA
Molecule: messenger RNA, 1171 nt
Organism: Ceratotherium simum simum (southern white rhinoceros)
Lineage: Eukaryota; Metazoa; Chordata; Mammalia; Perissodactyla; Rhinocerotidae
Source: RefSeq, a predicted model, not a curated record